AAAAUGGUCCAGUAAUGGAGCUACCAUUAAUGUUCAUACCGAUGGCAAUACUGACUUUUGGCGCAAGACACACUAUGGUUUCGAACGUGACAGUGGUCAUUUUUACUAUCAAUCAUUGCCUGGAGAUCAAUCUUUUACAGCAACCGUGAAUAUACGAGGAAAUUACCAUACACUCUACGAUCAAGGUGGUUUAAUGUUACGUACUGAUGAGAAGAAUUGGAUCAAAUGUGGAGUUGAAUAUGUUGAUGAUCAACAAUUUGCUAGUGCUGUGGUGACUGUCAAUGGCUGGUCUGAUUGGAAUGUAGUAUCAAUCAAGGCACCUGAAGUUUUAAAAUUACGUGUCAGACGUGUAAAGGAAGCUGUACAUAUUGAAUUUGCUGAAGGUGAAGAAGGGGAUUUUAAAAUGAUGAGAUUGGCUUAUUUACCGGUGACAGACAACUCACAAGUGAUGAUGGUUGGAAUCAUGUGUGCAUCUCCCGUUGAAGAUGCAAAAGGAUUUGAUAUUAGUUUUGAAGGUCUAACUAUUGUGAAAAAUCCUUAG
This is a messenger RNA of Didymodactylos carnosus, 541 nucleotides long. Lineage: Eukaryota; Metazoa; Rotifera; Eurotatoria; Philodinida; Philodinidae. The record is from the annotation of a GenBank genome assembly.